AUAUUGCGUUACAAAUCGAGUUAUCGUGUAGAACGGCAUACUGAUACGAUUCAGUCGACACCUGGACUGAAAGCGUGCUUGUUGUUGUUUGAGCAAUUUCUUUCAUUUUAAAUGUUAUCCUCAAUUAUAUAUCUAUACGUUCUAUUAAUUUUUGUGACAAGAAUAAAACAUGGCCAAUCUUUGUGUUCUUGUAAUCAACCGGAUUUAGAUUUUGCAACCGGUGUUAAUCUGCUUUACUACAAAUGUAAUAGUGAAAUUCCUGCAACAAUUGCUUAUCCCAUCACAGUGCCACAGACGUUACUCAAAGUGUUGGAUGAUAAUAAACGGACAAUUUUUUACGUUUAUGGAUAUGAGCAAUUUCCAGAGAACAACAAUGUUCAGAUAAUGAUGAAAGCGCUUUGUUACGGGAGAACGGACAACGUUGUGCUACUCGACUGGAGUAAAUAUUCUAAUGGCACUUACGCGUCCGUUUUCAGAAACGCUGAAAAAGUAGGAAGUUUAUUCGCACAAAGUAUACAACUACUCGUGGAAAGUGGCCUGGACGUAUCAAAAAUUUACAUUAUUGCGCACUCCUUGGGUGCUCAUAUAGCUGGCUUUGUGGGUAAAUGCAACACCUUCAAGAUACCUCGCAUCACAGGAUUGGAUCCUGCGAAUCCUAUUUUUUAUCUUCCCGGAUGUUAUCUCACGCGUAACGACGCGAUGUGGGUCGAUGUUAUCCACACGGACAAAGGUGGAUAUGGUACCCCAACAUCUAUGGGGACCGCGGACUAUUACGUGAACGGUGGAACGCGUCCUCAACCUGGUUGCAAAUUGUUUGCCUUACCGUUAAGCGAUACCGAUUUCUGUAGUCAUCAAAAAUCAGUCGUACUCUAUGCAAAAUUGAAACGUCAUCCUAUGAAAUUUGUGGCAAAGGAGUGUUUUUCUUUUAUUCACUAUAAAUUAAAUAAUUGCUAUAAAAUUUGGAAGAUCGAUAUUGGAUAUGCAGCACAAAACAUGUAA
This is a messenger RNA of Solenopsis invicta (red fire ant), 999 nucleotides long. Its product is annotated as lipase member H. The transcript has 6 exons. Lineage: Eukaryota; Metazoa; Arthropoda; Insecta; Hymenoptera; Formicidae. The record is from RefSeq and is a predicted model, not a curated record. Gene Ontology annotation, molecular function: lipase activity. Bases 112 to 999 code for a protein of 295 amino acids.